Molecule: messenger RNA, 1610 nt
Organism: Esox lucius (northern pike)
Lineage: Eukaryota; Metazoa; Chordata; Actinopteri; Esociformes; Esocidae
Product: hairy/enhancer-of-split related with YRPW motif protein 1
Exons: 5
Coding region: 102-1058 (318 amino acids)
Biological process (GO): regulation of neurogenesis; regulation of transcription by RNA polymerase II; anterior/posterior pattern specification
Cellular component (GO): nucleus
Molecular function (GO): RNA polymerase II cis-regulatory region sequence-specific DNA binding; DNA-binding transcription factor activity, RNA polymerase II-specific; protein dimerization activity
Source: RefSeq, a predicted model, not a curated record
ACCACACUUGACGUUUAAACUGCUGCGCAGACCCGCACUUACCGGACAUGCGAGGUCGCAUGAAGGACUAUGCUGAAUAUUGCUUGUGAUUCCGGAGCAAAAUGAAACGAAAUCAUAAUUACAGCUGUUCAUCUGAUAGUGAACUUGAUGACAAUAUUGAAGUGGAGAAAGACAGUGGUGACGAAAAUGGAAACCUUGACUCUCCCCAUGACUUGAUGUCACCCCCGACAUCCACGCAAACUCAAGCCAGAAAACGACGAAGAGGAAUUAUUGAGAAACGGCGACGUGACCGAAUCAACAGCAGUCUAACUGAGCUCAGAAGACUCGUACCAAGUGCCUUUGAGAAACAGGGAUCAUCAAAAUUGGAAAAGGCAGAAAUUUUGCAAAUGACAGUUGAUCAUUUAAAGAUGCUUCAUGCAGCAGGUGGAAAAGGGUACUUUGAAGCCCACGCCCUGGCCAAGGACUACCGUAGCCUGGGCUUCCGUGAGUGUCUGGCGGAGACGGCCCGCUACCUGAGUAUCAUGGAGGGCCGGGACGGUGCCGACCCGCUUGGUUUACGCCUUGUCUCUCACCUCAACAGCUACGCCUCCCUGAGAGAUGUCCACACAGGGCUGUCUGGACGCUCUGGACACAUAGCCUGGAGCUCCGCUUUCGGGUCACCUCCUGCCCACCUUCCGCACCCUCUCCUCCUGCCCCACCCCCAUGUACAGACACCUGCCACCCACAGCGCCAGCAGCCCGCCCUCCUCCUCCUCUACAUCAUCUUCCUGCUCUGCUGGCACCCCGGUUACAUCCAGACUCAGGGUGAUGGCCCCCUCAGAGCCUCUCAGGGUCACCCCAAGCAGCACUCUGGCCUUGGGCACGUCCCGCCCCGUCCCAGCCUCCAAGCUCUCUCCAAAACCACACCUCCUCCCCCCCCUCCCUCCCCUGUCUGCCUUUCCCCUCUCUUUAAGUGCUUUUCCUCUCGUGUCCCCAGCAACCAUUGACCCAGCAGGCCCCUCCACUGCUCUGAGGAAGCAACCUUACAGGCCCUGGGGGACAGAGAUCGGGGCCUUUUAAACGGAUCAGAACUGAGGGCAUCAGCUGAUCUCUGGGGGGCAGCAGGCCAUUUCCUUCCGACUUGCCACCUGGCUGUCCCAAACCACAAACUGGGCAGGAGAACCUGACUGUAAAAUCUGUCCCUCUGACACUAAAAUGAACAAAAGAGGAGAACAAAAUGUUUGUUUUUUUGCUGGGGAGGGGGUAGCCUCCUCUCAUGAAGGGAAUUUAAUUGACUUCCUUUAUUAAGAACCAUGUUAAAUGCAGGUGUUAGUGCAGCUAUGGCUUUGGGAUAUGAAUGAAUUGACUAUAUCUGCAUGACCACUGACUAAUGUCAUUGUGUUCAUUAUCAGUGAACUAAGAUGGGGAUAUUGGGUAUUUGUAGAUCAAAUAUAAUAUUGUAAAAAUAUAACUUUUGCAGGUUUGAAAGAGAACAAAUACAUCUGGAAUGUAACAUAAACAAAGUAACUAGUGUAACGUGCAAACUUUAGAGGUUGUCAAAUGCUUCAAAUUCAAAGCAGCAUUAAAAAACUAACUUAAUUUUGUAAUACUUUUAUACCAAUAAAGUUUUUA